This is a messenger RNA of Erythranthe guttata (spotted monkey flower), 1105 nucleotides long. The record is from RefSeq and is a predicted model, not a curated record. Lineage: Eukaryota; Viridiplantae; Streptophyta; Magnoliopsida; Lamiales; Phrymaceae.
UUUUUACGUGGUUUUUAUCGAAAAUUUUCAUUUCAAUUGCAUGUUGUAGCUGAAGUCGGUUUCGACCGGAGCGUUGACUGCUGCAUUGUCUGAAAUAAAAGGAGUCGUCGCUUUAAACGACGCUAUAGGCGGACAACUUGUUCUUGGUCAACCGAUGAAAGUCAUUUUCCACGACUUGGGCGAUGACAUCAGCAAUUUCGUCAAUGGGAAUUCGAGACUUGUUGAUAAAACUUGCACGGAGUACUCGAAGAUGAAGCGUAAACUGGAUGGCGUGGCAUCAAAUGAAAUGCCGAACGAAACGGGAUUUUUCUCGAGCGAGAAUAGGAUGAUAAAGCGACAGCGAAAAGAGCUUGUUAUGGAUGUGCUGAUGGAAGAGAAAAACGAGAUCCAUCAAACGCUUAUUGAAAUGGUGGUGGAUGUGAAGAACGCGGGCGACGAAGGUGGGGCCCACGUUAGGUUUUCGUAUACUCCCGUUGGAUUCUCGAGGAAUAUUCCUCAUCUGCUUCUGGAUUUGAUUGUGACUGCUGAUUAUCCCAACUCGUCUCCUACUGUAUCGGAAUCGAUGCCUAUUGGUUGUGGUGAUGAAUGUAUGUGGAAGAAGGCGAAGUCGAACUUCGGUUUAUCGAUUAAGAAAAUAUCCGAGCCGGUAUCAAUUAAAGAAAUGGCUCGAGCGUGGGAUUUUUGUGCUCGGGAAGUAUUUCACGAAUUUGCGAAGAAAACGGGAGGAGGUAACUUCAGUUCAAAAUACGGUAAUUGGGAAAAUUGUGCAGUUGCUGCGGUAUGAUGUACAUUUUUUGCGAUAAUUUUAAAUGCCGGACGAGACAAUUAAUUUUUUUUUUUAAUAGUUAUACAAGACAUUGAAGAUUCGAAUAAAACGAGAGUUUACGUUUAUACAUUUAGUUUUUUUCGAUACAUCCUUAAAUCGUUAAAUCGGUACUAGGAGAGAUAAUUGUAGGGUAUUAAUAGUUUAAUUAAUACUACACCACAAGAGCGCGAAAAGAUGCGCAUAUAUUAAGGAAGAGAAACGGAGAUCCGCUUAGUUGUUGCAAGUCCACUACGUAGAAUUCUUCGGUUGCUUUGUAGAGCUGAGAAAAUAAAAUUGAUU